AUCGAAGUUGAUGGUCCGCCAAGCUACCUUCGGAACGAUCCCACGCGCUCCGUCUACUUUGGAAAUGGUUGCUUCUGGCACACACAGUAUGACUUUGUCGUGCUGGAGCAACACCCUGCUGGCCCAUUUCGAAGAAAUGACACUGAAGUUACCAGCCUUGUGGGAUAUGCUGGAGGCCGUUUCCAGAGCCCCAGCGGUGCCGUGUGCUACCAUGGCUGGCCUGGAACGGACUACUCACGUUUAGGUCAUGCAGAGGCAGUAUCCAUAGAGUUGGACACUGCGACUGGUGAGCUGGCGCGCAAGCAGGUAGCGGCUUUGGCGAAGGACUACUUUGAGCACGGGUUUCAGAGCCUCCCAGAUGGACGGAGGCAGCGCCUGGAUCCACAGGAUGUUGGGGCAGAGUACCGCAACGAAGAGACAGUCGCAUUGAUUGGCCCGAUGUUAUCGACCUCAGGUACAGAAUACCGAAAGUUCAAACAAGCCUUCAUCCGCAAGGCCGAGCCGAACGAGAAGGUUCAGACCAUCCUGCAGGGGAAGGUGGAAACCGAAAAUGUGGCCAGUGAGGGUGACAUGGUGGUCCGUGCAGACACCAGCUCCAAAGAAGAGUAUAUCCUCAAAGCCGAGACCUUUCAGAAGUUCUACUGUGAUGCAGCUCCAAUCGAUGCCGCCCACCCGGAUGCUGCGGAGCUGCAGCGUUUGGGCUUCCAGGCCUAUCGACCGAACCGGCGUUUGAAGGCGGUGGAGGUGGACGCCGCGCUGGCCGCCAAGUUUGAAGGCGGGCGUUUCAUGGCGGCGUGGGGAGAGCCGAUGUGCGUGGAGGUCGGGGACUUCCUGGGGUCUGGGCAAGUGGCGGAGGACGGACGAGUGCUGGAAGUGAUCCGGAUUGAGAGGAAGUCCUUCUUUGAGACCUACGAAGUCAUUGGCCUUCCCGGCGGCAUGGACAAUCAGGAACUUUGGCCCCUCAUUGAGGCCGGCAACGCCUACGGAAUGCCCCUGCGGCGAGGAGCGAUCGGGGAUUCCGAAGGCUCGGCUCUUUGCGCGCCCGUCCAGACGCCGGUGCCGAGCGGACUGGCCCUACCAAACCCGGAAGGUGAGUUUGUGGUCUACGUUUACGAUUCAGUGCAGUAUCCCUUUUUCCGUGGUGAAGCUUCGCAUCAGUUUCAUCCGAACAGCGUGAUCCAGCGCCCGGUGCCGGCCUCCUACACCGGGGACUUGAAAGCCACCCAGGCACAGCUGGGCCGCAUUGCUGAAGACAGGGGCUGCACCGGGCUGCCCGUGGAGCUCUCCGCGCUGAUUGCGUUUGUGUGUGCUGCUGCAUGCUCCAUGGGGUUGAUGUUCUUGUACAGCAGCUUGUUUUCCGAGACGAAGGCCUUUGAAUGCAUCAGACCGCAGCGGGUAGCGUCCGCCCACGACGUCUCCCACGGCUCCCACGCGUAG
Durusdinium trenchii is the source of this 1437-nucleotide messenger RNA. NCBI's taxonomy places the organism in Eukaryota, Dinophyceae, Suessiales, Symbiodiniaceae. The record is from the annotation of a GenBank genome assembly.